Messenger RNA from Urocitellus parryii (Arctic ground squirrel), 4530 nucleotides. It is a transcript of the gene Gfod1, whose product is annotated as Gfo/Idh/MocA-like oxidoreductase domain containing 1. Gene Ontology annotation, molecular function: nucleotide binding. The record is from RefSeq and is a predicted model, not a curated record. Lineage: Eukaryota; Metazoa; Chordata; Mammalia; Rodentia; Sciuridae.
GGUGCACGAUUGGCUAAAGAGGUGUGUGUGCGCGAGUGUGGGCCUGGCGAUCGCAGCAGAAACAGAACCGGGCGAACCUGAGCAGCCAUGCUUCCCGGGGUGGGCGUGUUCGGCACCAGCCUCACGGCCCGUGUCAUCAUCCCGCUGCUCAAAGACGAGGGCUUCGCGGUGAAGGCGCUGUGGGGCCGCACGCAAGAAGAAGCGGAGGAGCUGGCCAAGGAGAUGAGCGUCCCCUUCUACACCAGCCGCAUCGACGAGGUGCUGCUGCAUCAGGACGUGGACUUAGUGUGCAUCAAUCUGCCGCCGCCACUCACGAGGCAGAUCGCUGUCAAAACCCUGGGCAUCGGCAAGAACGUCAUCUGCGACCGCACAGCCACGCCGCUGGAUGCCUUCCGCAUGAUGUCAGCCGCACAUUACUACCCCAAGCUCAUGAGCAUCAUGGGCAACGUGCUGCGCUUCCUGCCGGCCUUCGUGCGCAUGAAGCAGCUGAUCGAGGAGGGCUACGUGGGCGAGCUGCUGGUGUGCGAGGUGCAGGUGCACAGCGGCAGCCUGCUGGGCAAGAAGUACAACUGGAGCUGCGACGACCUGAUGGGCGGCGGCGGCCUGCACUCGGUGGGCACCUACAUCAUUGACCUGCUCACCUUCCUCACUGGCCAGAAGGCCGUCAAGGUCCACGGGCUGCUCAAGACCUUUGUCAAGCAGACAGACCACAUCAAGGGCAUCCGCCAGAUCACCAGUGACGACUUCUGCACCUUCCAGAUGGUGCUGGAGGGCGGGGUGUGCUGCACCGUCACCCUCAACUUUAACGUGCCUGGCGAGUUCAAGCAGGAUGUGACUGUGGUGGGCUCGGCCGGGCGCCUGCUGGCGGUGGGCACCGACCUGUACGGGCAGCGCAACARUGCCCCCGARCAGGAGCUGCUGCUGCAGGAUGCCACGCCYGUGAGCAACUCCCUGCUGCCCGAGAAGGCCUUCAGCGACAUCCCCUCGCCCUACCUUCGUGGCACCAUGAAGAUGAUGCAGGCGGUGCGCCAGGCCUUCCAGGACCAGGACGACCGGCGCACGUGGGACGGGCGGCCUCUCACCAUGGCCGCCACCUUCGACGACUGCCUGUACGCGCUGUGUGUGGUGGACACCAUCAAGAGGUCCAGCCAGACSGGCGAGUGGCAGAACAUUGCCAUCAUGACCGAGGAGCCGGAGCUGAGUCCCGCCUACCUGAUCAGCGAGGCCAUGCGCCGCAGCCGGAUGUCCCUUUACUGUUAGCACAGACUGAGGACCUGCGGGACUUAGACCUUCUGUGCGGGGCCCAGAGAAGGGGAAACACGUAGGGRUGAGAGGGUGGUGGUCUUGGGGAUCGUGGGAGUUGGGGACAGAACACGGGUAGAUGGUAUCUGAGAAGGUGAACCCCAGCCCAGGUAAGGGCCCCCAAUAAAGAGUGUCGGUGGGCUGAGCUCAGGGCCAGGGCGUAGGCAGAAGGGCCUGCCAUCCUCCACACGUCCUUUGCCAGGUUUUGCAUGAGAGGGAGGAGGCUCGCUGCCUCUGCUGCCCUUUACUGAGAAGCUAGGAGGGGUUGCUGCCCUCCCUACCUCAUCCACCCCCACACCUUGGCCUCCUUUGCAAGCCAAAUGGCCCUGCAUCAGGGGGCAAGGCCAUGGGAGCCAGGCUCCCCCGACACCUGCCACUGGCAGGAGAUGGCACAUCAUCUCAUGUCCUCAGAAGCCUAACAGUCUAGGGAGAGAUGGAAGUGGGUUGGGUUAGUGAGGCACUUUUUAGUCUACUUGAAGUGUCUGAAGGGAAACUCCUUAGAAGCAAAGGGUUUAGCUUCUUUGAUUUUCCUCAUGGGGAGUCCUAGGGCAUGACUGGUUCCUUAUCCUUCUCCCUGUGGGGUAAGGAAGCAUUGUCCCUUGGCUGACGUUGGAAAGAUCAGGAAUGGCAGCAGAGAGCAGGGUUCCCUUAAGCUGAAAGGGGUGAGCAAGAACACACACUGCAUGGGAACAGGUGAGGCAGAGAGUGAACCCUCCCUCYGAGCUUGUCAACAAUGCAAAACCUGCUUUAUAACCUUUCCAGGAAGGGCGGAUUGAGGAGAGCCAUUCAGACAGCGCRCACCAAGUGGGCGUCUGACUGCAGGUUCCCACGCUGCCCUCUGGAGCUGGGUCAGCCACUGUGCCCCAGUGUUGCAAUGUGAGUCCCCAAAAAGGGAAAAUGAGCAUAGCCCUGGAGUUGCUUUGAAUUCCAACACCAAGCUGGGCUUCCCAGCUUGGUAGAUUGAAAAGGGAAGCCUUCAGUUCCACUCAGAAUUCUCUUAAGAUGAGAAGCCAAGGCUCUUUCCCUUAGCUUUGGCUUCUAGAAUUCUGACACCUGAAAACUACUGAAUAGUUAUCAAAAAAGAUAGCAAGGAACAUGAUUUUCAGUGUUUCUAAAAUGGGGGUUUGGAGGCCUCAGAGGGCUGUAUGUCAGGGCGGAUCAGGCUGAAGGUGGAAAAUCUUCUACUUGCCCCCUGGCUCUCUUGUAUUUUCACCCACUUUUCCAGCUUCCAUUAGUGACARCCAACUGUAAGCUCAAGAGUGGGCAGUGCCAAAAGGGAACGGCUCGUCACAUGGGCCCAUACACUCAUUUGUAAAUACUUACCAUCAUCAAAUGUCCCCCAAAUCAGUUUUUUAAAAUUCAGGUCUGAUCUUGAAAGAAAGACCAAGUCAAUUACAUUUUGAAAUGUGGAAUUAUUGUUGUCUUUGCUAACUUUUCACACACACCCCCAUCCCAUAAUACAUUUGUGAGGCUGKGUGUGGGGACUAGUCCUCGUAAGUCUACGUAGCUUUUGUUCACAGGUUUCUGAAGUCAAACAGGUGUCUUUGGCAUACAGCCAGGGUGAAGACUUCCUUUCAGAUUACCAGCAAUAGAACUAGAAGGGAAUUAAAGGCCCUGGAGGCCACUCCCAGCCUCUAAAUGGGCAACAUUUGAAAAGGAACAGUCCCAACAGAGGGUCCUCCAUCCUCCUCCCUGGAGUCGAUACACUGCAAAGCCCCCAGGCUGCUCCUACUCACAGGAAUAGUCCUGGAUGUAYCUAAGCACCAGGGAAAUGUUCAUCUUCUAGGACAAAAGAGUAAAUCUUGCUUUUCUUGGAAGAAUCACCCUGUUCCCUGGGCCCCUAUACAACAUGGUGGGGUUAGUUAGCAGAAAUUCCAUGACAUGGUUAUGUUCCCUGAUAGGUUGACUCACUUCAAAAUUGGGAGAUGUGGUGGAUGGAAAGUGUCCCAGUGCUAGUUGGAGCAAAGGGCCCCAUUUCUGGACUAUUUGGGUUUCUGUUCUAAAUUGCCCUCUGGAGAAGUAGUUUUUGUGAAAACUGUAGAAAGAAGUUUUUUUUUUUUUCCUAGCUUGCCUGAAAGGCUGUGAUUAAGGAUGAAGGGAAAUAAAACUAGGUGACUCUACAGGUUUCAUUUUUCUACAUCAUUUGUAGUCUAGGUAGAUAUUCUUGGAGUUUCCAUUUUGUCUUUCUGUACUUAACCAUAACACUGUAGAGAUUCCCCCUACCCCCACACAAAGGCCUCUGAGCUCUGUGAUAAACAAAAAUUCUUGUUUGAGGCCAGGGRAUAUAAAAGGCAUAUACUUUAAAAGAAGCAUGAAAAAUAUUUUUAGUAAGUGUACUCAAAUUUUAUCUACUGAAAUGCAUGUAGUAGGUUGAAACAGAAACAAGAGGAAGAAAAGACCUAGGUAGCUCAUAUUUUAGUAUAAAAAUGACAGCAAAUGAGUUUAAGAUACUUUAGUGUUCCUUCUGCACUUGUCCUACCACAUGCAAAGACUGGUGGGAAGCAGCAAGGUGAGACUGAAAUUCCUGAGGACUUUGUUUCAGCUUGGCACCCUCAGGGGUCUGGGUACCAUCUGCUGACUUUGAUCUAGGACUAAUUCCCAGUAAUAACCCAGCGCAUUUCUUUAAUGUGCUUCAAGGGCCUGCUGUAACGGAGGCAGCCCUGUAAGGUCUACACGUUCAGUUUCCCCUUGACUGUCUGGUACCCUUCGUUGUGUAGAUGCCUCUACAAAAGUCCUAAAUUCCAAAUUCUCAGAGAAGAUGCAGGUCAGGGUUCUUUUCAGGCAGGCACAGUGUUAAGGGAAUGCCCUGGGCUUAUUUGGAAACCUUGGAGGCUGUGAUCACUGUUUCUCCAAGACUUCUCUCCUUGCUGGGAAGAUUGCAUCGCRGGGCACCUCAGAUCUAGUGUGGCCUACCUGGCAGCAGAUACAGUGUGCAGAGCAUCUCAUUCAGUCCAUAAGAACAGCUCUACUGGGUGUUUUCAUCCCUUUUGCACACUAGAAAGCAACUGUCCAAAAAUCAGCAAGAAAGCAGAAGUGAACUCACCGGAAUUUACCACCUUUUUCUCCAAGCCCAGUUCUGUUUCUGCCCUUCAAACCCUGGAGAGGGGCUGCCCUCCCCCUGUGCUGAGUGGACUCCAGUGAGACCUGGAGUCCACUUCUCUGCUGAGGCUCCCUCUUGUCGAGCAGGAUUCAACAUUUGGUGUUUUGCCAGAAAGUUCGUUAUUAGAG